Benincasa hispida (wax gourd) is the source of this 1635-nucleotide messenger RNA. Its product is annotated as DCD domain-containing protein NRP-B-like. Gene Ontology annotation, biological process: response to endoplasmic reticulum stress. Lineage: Eukaryota; Viridiplantae; Streptophyta; Magnoliopsida; Cucurbitales; Cucurbitaceae. The record is from RefSeq and is a predicted model, not a curated record.
CUCAUCUUUUCCUUAUUUAUCACUCCAUUUCUCCACCAACUUUCUCUUCAUACACCAACUCUCUUUUUUAACUCUCAAACUCCCUUUUUUUUUGUUUAAUUUUGCUUCUUUAUUUGUUCUUCUUUUUCGACGAUUCCGAGGUGAAAGAAAUUCAAUUAUGGAUCAAAAUUACAACAAUCAGCACUCGUUCUGGCAAUUCAGCGACCAGCUUCGGCUUCAGACUGCUAAUCUUGCCAAUUUGUCCACCAAUGAUUCCAUUUGGAGCAACUCCUUUGUCUCUAAGAUGAACCACAACAACUUCGAUGUUCGGGUCGGAGCCGAGCUUGGUUCUUCUAACUCUAACCCCAAACUUGCCUCCGACCUCAAUACUUUUAAUAACGACGGUUGGAACAGUUUCAAAACGGACGGGUCGGAUCUUCUAAAUCUGAACCCGAAGCCAAUUGGGUCGGGUUACAAAAUCAAGGAGCCGGCGAACGAUUACCAAAUGUGGAAGAGUUUCAAGCCGGGAUCCGGGUCCGAUCUUAUAGGCACCAGUCCGAACGCGAAACAUAUCGGGUCGGGUAACACUAACCUCAACGAUCAAGCGAACGAUUUCGGAUCAUGGAACAGUUUUAAGUCAGGAAUCGGGUCAAAUUUUAUGACUCCGAAACCGAAUCUCAUCGGGUCAGGCACAACCCAAAAGGAUCCAGUGAACGGAUACGGAUUAUGGAACAAUUUCAAGCCAAAAACCACCGCCGAUUACAACGGAUUCAACGACGGGUGGAAAAUCAACAACGGAGGACCAACAAUACCGGUGAAAAACCAAAACCCUAAGGAAAUCGGAAUUAACAACAAGGGAUUGUCCUACAAAUUGGGGGUUCCGGCGAACACUAACGGGAAUUUCAAUUGGAAGAACAGCAGAGGGAACGGCGGGGAGGAGGCGGAGCAGGGCGGAGGGAAAGGGGGGAAGAAGGGGAAUAAGGGGAAAAACGAGGCGGAGAAGGAGAAGAGGUUCAAGACGUUGCCGGCGGCGGAGGCACUGCCGCGGAACGAGAGAAUAGGCGGAUAUAUAUUUGUGUGCAAUAACGAUACGAUGGCGGAGAAUUUGAAACGGCAGCUUUUUGGGCUGCCGCCGCGAUACAGGGAUUCGGUUAGGGCAAUAACUCCGGGGUUGCCGCUUUUUCUGUACAAUUACUCUACACACCAACUUCAUGGAGUUUUUGAGGCUGCAAGCUUUGGAGGGACAAAUAUUGAUCCGACGGCUUGGGAGGACAAGAAAUGCCCUGGAGAAUCCCGUUUCCCUGCUCAGGUGAGAGUGAUAAGAAGGCAAAUAUGUGAGCCAUUGGAAGAGGACUCAUUUAGGCCAAUUCUUCACCACUAUGAUGGCCCUAAAUUCCGCCUUGAGCUUAGCAUUCCGGAGGCCAUUUCUCUCCUUGAUGUUCUUUCCAACCAAGAUUCUUAACUUUUGAACACUUAUUUAACUCUAGCUAGCUACAAUAUAUCUUCAUGUAAAUACUUAUAAGUCUUCUCUCUAUCAUAUGAUAUCAUAUAUGUAAUAUUGUUCAGGAUGGGGAGCAAAAAUUUUACUGUAUACUACAUAUAAAUAAUGGUACGUGCAAUUGAGAUAUUUUUAUACUACCUUCAAUUUUAAAUUUU